Molecule: messenger RNA, 4551 nt
Organism: Lithohypha guttulata
Lineage: Eukaryota; Fungi; Ascomycota; Eurotiomycetes; Chaetothyriales; Trichomeriaceae
Gene: KEL2
Product: Negative regulator of mitotic exit
Exons: 4
Coding region: 1-4551 (1516 amino acids)
Biological process (GO): regulation of cell shape
Cellular component (GO): cell cortex of cell tip
Molecular function (GO): protein binding
Source: RefSeq, a predicted model, not a curated record
AUGUCGUUCCUCUUCAAAAGUAAAUCGUCCAAGAAUGCGCCGGCCCAACCUCCUCCGCAAGGCCUGCCUUCAGCGAACCGCAAUAUACAUACCUCGGACGGUGCUUCCAAUGCCGUCAAACCUCCAUCGAUAGCACAGCCUGAUGCUAGAAAAGCACAAUCCCCACCGCCCAAUGCUGGCGCAAAUGGCUCUCUCAACUCGCUGACAGAAACGAAGCCUGCUCCCAUUCCUCCCCAGCAAAUGGCUCCUGCUACUGCAACCGCUGUCUCUGGGACUGCCCCAGCUGCACAGGCUCCAUUUGCUCGGAGGGACCGAGCAGGCUCAGAACUAGGUGCUCGUUCUCAACCGCAAAUGCGACCACCACAUGCAGAUCUCUAUCCUUGGUCGCAGAAACCAUUGGCCUUUCCAAACCCGCAAGCAAAUCCCUUUCCUCGAUACGGUGCCGCUGUCAACUCCAUUGCUUCUAAAGAGGGUGACAUAUAUUUGAUGGGAGGGCUGAUCAAUGGAGAAACUGUCCGAGGUGACUUAUGGAUGGUCGAAGCUGGAGCAAGUCAACUCUCAUGCUAUCCAAUCGCUACCGUUUCGGAAGGGCCAGGGCCUCGCGUCGGACAUGCCAGUUUAUUGGUAGGCAACGCGUUCAUUGUGUUCGGUGGUGAUACACAGCAGGAGGAUACUGAUGUCCUGGACGAUACCCUUUACUUGUUAAAUACGACGUCUCGACAAUGGUCGCGCGCUUCUCCUCCUGGCACGAGACCUGCUGGCAGAUACGGCCAUACUCUCAAUAUUCUGGGCUCAAAAAUUUAUAUAUUCGGGGGACAAGUCGAAGGUUCUUUCUACAAUGAUCUCAUUGCCUUCGACCUGAACGCGCUACAAAAUCCCUCGAACCAUUGGGAGUUUCUUAUUCCCAAUACCAGUGCACAGCCAAAUCCGAAUGUGCCACCAGCAAGGACAAACCAUACCAUGAUCAGCCACAAUGAUAUGCUAUAUCUUUUCGGUGGCACUGAUGGUCAACAAUGGUUCAACGAUGUCUGGACAUAUGACCCAAAAACGAACAAAUGGUCUCAACAAGACUGUAUAGGGUAUAUUCCCGCACCCAGAGAAGGCCACUCUGCUGCUCUGGUCAACGACGUCAUGUACAUCUUUGGUGGCAGAACUGAACAUGGAGACGAUCUGGGUGAUCUGGCCGCCUUCAGGAUCACUCUGAGAAGGUGGUACACCUUUCAGAAUAUGGGCCCUUCUCCUUCUCCACGAUCCGGCCAUAGUAUGACUGCUUUUGGCAAGCAAAUAGUCGUCCUCGCGGGCGAACCCAGCACCGCUCCACGGGAUACUGCCGAGUUGAGCAUGGCUUACGUCUUGGAUACGGCUAAGAUUCGAUAUCCUAACGACGCGCCUGCAAACCAGUCAAAAUCUCUUGAGAAGCCAUCCAGUCCCACUCAACAGCUCAACGAAGCGAGAAAUGUGGGUACAGUCGUCCAGCGCUCUAUGUCGAAGGAUGGACCAACCCCGAGAGGAGAAUCACCAAGAGAGGCCAUCAAUGGUGGACCUGUGCAAAGGCCUGACCCUCAGGCACAGCGAGCCCCAGGCCCAGCUUCUCGUGCUUCGAUGGGACCCGGCCCGGCAGGACCGACAGGAUUGACAGGACCUCCACCUCUUAACCAACCAUCAAAUCCACGAGCCAACGGCAUGGAGCCUGUCAAUGUGGUUCCGAGGGAGCUGUCUGGUCCUAGACGAGAAUUGCCGGCAGACAAUCAGACACCGUCAGAUUUGCCGGCACGAACAGACUCGACUCAAGCUGCCAGAGUCGCACGUGAACAAAGUCCUGGCUCUCAGGGACGAAGGACGCCACAGUCCGUGUCCAAGGCCAAGGCAAUGGAGGCCAAUGAAGCCGCACCUCUGGUCGGAGCAGCUGUUGCUCGACAGAGGUCGCACCGUUCUCAGCGUGCUCACGCCUCUCUGGACGGGCUAGACGACACAGCGAUCGUUCGGUCUUCAUCUGCUCGUCUACACGGCGACCAUCGACAUUCGAAGAGUUUCGCUGAUGAGCCCCAUUCUCCAAAUAUCACACCCCAUCACGAAGCGCUCAUGAAGGAACUUGAAACAAUGAAGAGCAAAAACGCCUGGUACGCUUCGGAGCUUGCUCUAGCCAGAAAGUCAGGCUACGCUGCCUCGUCGAGUCCUACAGUAGACGAACGUGCUACACUGAAUUUCGCCGACGACGAUCGACCACUGAUGGAAGCAUUUAUGACUAUGAGAAACGAAUUAAUGAAAAUGCAGCAAGCCAUGGAACAACAAUCAAAAUCCACCGGGCAGAGAAUAGCAGAGAUUGAACAUCAGCGCGAUGCCGCUGUGACCGAGGCAGCGUAUGCUCGAGCCAAGCUUGCAGCUCAUGGUGGCAGUCAAAGAAGCACUCCUCAACUCGACAGAAGUCACGACAACGAUGAGGCAGAUAGGUCGACUGAUAUUAGCAGGCGACUGGCAUUGUCUCUUGCUGCUGCUAACGAGCACAGAGCGAAAUUGGAGUCUGUUACGCACGAGUUAGAGGCUGAGCGACGAGCUAGAGCGGCAGCAGAAGAAGCUGCUGAAAUGGCUCAGCAGAGAUUUGACGAGCUCAGUAACAGCAGAAAUCCUGGCGAAAUUGAGGCACUCAAAGCUGAAUUACAUGACACACAGAGCUUUGCUCGAGCAGAAGCCGGCCGAAGAACGGAGGCUGAACAAAGUCUGCGAAUGCUGCAAGUUGAUCAUAAGGAACUCCAAGACAAACAUAGCACUGCUUCAACUCAGGCUGCAGAUCGCAUGUCGUCGCUAGCCUCGCUCGAGGCUGCAUUGGCUGCAUCAUCGGCAAAAGCGGCAACUCUCGAACGCCAACUCGAAGAAGAGCGAUCAGCUAGGGAUAGCAUCGAACAAAAGCUCAGUCACCUCCGAGCUGAACAUGAGACGAGAACACAAGAGCUCGAGAACACUACCAGACGACUGCGAGACGCAGAAGAGCUUGCGGACACGAAUGCGAAGGAAGCAAACACGCAUCGGGAGGCGCUGUUAGUCGGACUUUCCAAGAUCUCCCGACCUGACUCAGCUCUUACCCGCGACGUCAGCAAUGAUGAUCGAGUAGUCGCCUUACAAGAAGCCGCUGAGCAAGCUCGUAAGCUAGCGAAAGACAACGAAGAUGCUGCCGAAGCUGCUGCACAGAGGUUGAGAAGUGCUGAAGAACGUAUUGCUGGAUUGGAAGCAUACCAAGAACAAUCCAGUCGAGAAGGCCUAAGCAUCCGUCGUCAACUACAAGCUGCUCUGCGAGAUCUACAAUCGCAUCAAACAGACAACCGAGAUCUCCGCAUUCAGGUCGAAACUCAUCAGCGAAAUGCCAGUGCCAUCUCUGUGCAGCACAGAGCACUGAAGGAUCUCCUUGGUGAACGAGGUGUGGAUAUUUCGGCUGCACGACGUUCACCUGGUUUCGAUGGAGGGUCGCGCGAUGGUACGCCAGAUACAGCACGGUCUCGUGACCUCGAGCAGCAAUUGCUAGCUAGUCAACGGGCGCAUGACGAAACAAGGACCAUGUACGAAUCUCGGGCUGAGGAACAAGAGAAGACGUAUCGCGAAAAGCUUGAGCAGCUAGAGAACGAUUACCAGUCCUUGCUAACCUAUGUCAAGGGUACAGAAAAGAUGCUCAAAAAAAUGAAGGAAGAACUCAACAAGUACAAGACGGCCAACCAGCGUUUGUCCUCGGAACUUGACGCCAGUAGAGAUGGUAAGAGAAGCGUCAGCAGUAUGAACACUGAUGCCACAGAGUGGGCAAGCGAGCGAGAUGCAAUGCAAAAUGCUAUCAGCGAGAUCAAGGUCCAGAUGCAGUCACAGAUACAGACACUGGAGAGCAAUCUUCUUAGUGUGCAAGACGACCUCGAGACAGCGAGGUCUGAGCGUGACAAGCAGAAGUCCAGCUACGAAGAACUCUCACGAUCCAUUCAGAAGCGCGAAAAGGAUCUGAAUGACUUGAAGUCGGAGAACAGCAUGCUAGAGACUCGUGCUCUGGACGCUGAGCACAGGGUCACAAUGCUGUUGGAUCAGGUUGGCACCUCGGUCAACAAUUACCGUCGUCAGUCGCAGAUGCAGCCGAUUGCAGGUGUAAAUGGGUUAGCGAACAACAGGGCGUCUAGCUCGAUUGCCGGCCAUAACAGACCCACAAGCGCAGGAUCAGUUGCAGAUACAAAUUCCGAAGCCGGAGAUCAGGAUGACGGCCGUGGUUCUGUGGCACUUGAUAACCUCGCCUCAGAGCUCGAGACGCUGAAAGCUCAGUGGGAGAGCCAAAGUCGCAGCUAUAGAUUAAGCGAUCGAUUCGACUUCGAAAGAACUCCUACACGAGAGGCACAUGGUACUGGGAACAACACCAGUGGUGAUCUGAGCGAAAGCAUGGCCAGAUGGAGGAAUGAGCCUGAAGAAGACGAGCGGACACCAAGCGGCGGUGUUGAAAAGAUACCGGUCAAGGGACCUAAUACCUUGUCAAUGACUCCAGCUGAAGCUGCAGCGAAGGCAGCAAACAGCAACUCGAUCUAUGCAUAG